UUGGAAUACUUACUCCUAAGUGUAGCAAUACUCUACAGGAAAUCUGAAGAAAAAGCAUCCAUUAGGUGGUAAAAUCCUCUUCUACACUCUGCAACAUGAAAGGAAUGAAUUUAUCAGUGUUACAUGGUUUUACUAAAUCCCUUGCUAUGACAGUGCUUUCUGAAGUUGGUGAUAGGACAUUCUGUGUUGCAGCUAUCUUGGCGAUGCGCUAUCCAAGGAGGAGUGUAUUUCUAGGAUGCCUAUUCUCUGUUAUAGUGAUGACUAUAAUCUCUGCGCUAAUCGGUUGGGUUGCUCCGAAUCUGAUUUCUCAGAAAUGGGCUCAUCACAUAACGGCCUUUCUCUUCUUUGUCUUUGGAAUCCAGUCUCUCUGGGGAGGACUUACCGAAGACGAUGAUGACAAUGAAGAAUUGGCUGAAGUAGAAAAGGAAUUGGAAGAUGAGGAUCUGAAGAAGCAACAUAGGCCGGUUUUCACACGUUUUUUCACACCUGUCUUUUUGAAGGUUGCCUUUUCCCUAACAUUUUUCGGCGAGUGGGGUGACAAGAGCCAGUUAGCCACAAUUGGUUUGGCAGCAGAUGAGAACACUUUGGGAGUUGUUCUUGGAGGAAUAAUUGGACAAGCACUUUGUGUAGUUGCAGCUGUUCUAGGAGGAAAGACCUUAGCAUCAAGGAUUUCUGAGAGACUGGUUACAAUUUUAGGUGGAGCUCUCUUUCUGUUUUUGGUGUCAAUAGUUAUCGUUCUUCUACUACCUGAUGCUCUAUUCCCUACCUUGCUCAUUUUGAGUGCCGAAAAAACUACCUGUGCGUUGAGAUUACUCAUAGUCAAAAGGGAAAUAGGUUACCAUUCAUUUCUGUGCUGCACAAAAUUACCGGCCUUUUCUGAAUCUUGUGUGCUCUGGUCAAGUGACUGCUUGUCUUGAUGCUUUUCAAUCUCUAGCAAGAAAUUUCAAAUAUACAUGCAUGCCUGAUCCUGAGUGUGGCUUUCUGCCUUAAUCAGAUCAGAAGUGAAAAAAUAAAAAGAUCUUUACGAUUCUUAAGAAAAUGAAGUUAGCUUUUUCAGGGGCAAUACUGUACUUACAACCUCAUCUUGCAAACUUUUUCUCACAAUUCCCGACGUGACAGCUCGCAAAUAGGUCUCGCCUGUCCAAUUACGAGAUCACCAAUUGCAAGCUGUCAUGUAUAGGAAAUAAAAAACAGGCAAACAAUGCAAGUUGUGUACACAGAUGAAAACAUUCAUCUUUAUAAGAAA
Molecule: messenger RNA, 1246 nt
Organism: Pistacia vera
Lineage: Eukaryota; Viridiplantae; Streptophyta; Magnoliopsida; Sapindales; Anacardiaceae
Product: GDT1-like protein 5
Exons: 11
Coding region: 96-917 (273 amino acids)
Biological process (GO): manganese ion transmembrane transport; Golgi calcium ion homeostasis; calcium ion transmembrane transport
Cellular component (GO): Golgi apparatus
Molecular function (GO): calcium ion transmembrane transporter activity; manganese ion transmembrane transporter activity
Source: RefSeq, a predicted model, not a curated record